ACCACCAUGUCGAGCAAAAGGGCAAACACCAAAACCACCAAGAAGCACCCCCAGUGUGCAACAUCCAGUGUGUUUGCCAUGUUUGACCAGUUUCAGUUCCAAGAGUUCAAAGAGGCCUUCAACAUGAUUGACCAGAAUUGGGAUGGUUUCACUGACAAGGAGGACUUGUAUGACAUGCUUCCCUCAAUGGCAAAAAAUCCAACUGAUGAAUAUCUAGAUUGGUAUGCCAUGAUGAAUGAGAUCCCAGGCACCAUCAUUUUCACCAAGUUUGGCGAGAAGUUGAAUGGCAUAGAUCCCGAAGGUGUCAUCAGAAAUGCCUUCCCUUGCUUUGAUGAGGAGAUGACUGGCACCUUCCAGGAGGAUUACCCGAAGGAGUUGCUGACAAUCAUGAGCCACCAGUUCACAGAUGAGGAAGUGGAUGAGCUAUCCAAGGAGGCCCCACUGACAAGAAGGGGGAAUUCCAACUACACUGAGUUCACACGCGUCCUCAAGCACAGGACAAAAGACAAAGACGACUGA
Messenger RNA from Chionomys nivalis (European snow vole), 519 nucleotides. Its product is annotated as myosin regulatory light polypeptide 9-like. Gene Ontology annotation, biological process: platelet aggregation. Lineage: Eukaryota; Metazoa; Chordata; Mammalia; Rodentia; Cricetidae. Gene Ontology annotation, molecular function: calcium ion binding. Gene Ontology annotation, cellular component: cytoplasm. The transcript has 2 exons. The record is from RefSeq and is a predicted model, not a curated record. Bases 7 to 519 code for a protein of 170 amino acids.